GGAUUGCUGGUAGAUCGUGUGUCCGGCUCGGCAGAUCAUCUUCUCUCUUGUUUUGUUCUAAUAAUUUUGCUUCAAGUAUGAUGUUGGCAAUUUUAGGAGGAUUUCUAGAUGAAGAAAUAUCAUCAGAAUCUUCUGAUGAUUCUGACCAGUCAGCAAAUGAACAAGAUCACAAACUUAAGAACAAAAGUGACGCAGACAAAUCUGAAAUACCUUCCAGUGAACUUAUUAUACCUUCGCAUCAGUUUUCGGCCCCCGGAGCUCCGGCGGAAGAUGCACCCAGCAAGCCGCUAAUCCCCGAUGAUUCUGCCAAUUCAGUUGCAGGAGACAAGACAGACUUUCUCUCGAAAUAUGAUCAGAUUCAGAAAUUUCAGAUCUUGCAAGCACAGCGAAUACAAGCAACAAAAGAAAAAAUUCCAGAAGGACAUAGAAGGAGACGGAGGAGAAAGCGCAGAAAUCAAUUUCAAGACAAUCAAGCUGAUGACUGUGGCAGUCCCAGCAAGAAACAACACAGUGAAGAAUUGUCUUCAACUUCAGAUGGGCCUUCAGAAGCAGGACCAUCCAAGAAUGAACAAGAACACUGGGAUACACUGAAAGAAUACCUUGAUGUCAACUCUCACAUAAGUCAGGGUGUCGAUCAUGGCCACCUUGCGCCAGAUAAGUCUGGUCUGGAGAAGAGGUUAGAAAAGGCAAUUGCUGAAGGUGAAUUUGAGAGAGCAGAGAAGCUGAGCGAAAAACUAUCUGUGAGGGAUUUAGGAUGCAGAAUAGCAAAUGCCGCAAACGCUCGUGACUACAUGAAAUGGAAGUUGGAGAGAGAAGAAGAGAAAGCAGUCAAGAAAAGGAAGAAGAAGAAGAAAUUAGCCUGGGGAUUUGAAGUGAAGAAUAGAUGGGAGAUGAAAGCGAAUAUGUGAACCAUGAGAUUUGUAGGUGAAACAUGAAUGCUAUGAAAUGGAAAGAACACAACAGAACUGAAGACUCUUGGUGAGAACCCAAAGUGCUCAGUGGAAUGCAUUUCAACAUAUAUAUCCAGUAUUGGUUUUAACUUGGCCUGACCGAGACUGCUAAUCAGUGCUGUCAUUUGCUGCGCAUUGGUGGACCAAUGAAAUAAAGAAAUCCACCGAGUCAAAGACUUUGAAACAAACUUUCAAAGGAAAGGAGAGAAUCUGUACUUUUUUACGGCUCAAUUUUCUUCAGAGAAUUUUGUAAAGUGGUGAAAAAAAAGAAGAAAAAAAAGUGAGUGAGUGAGUGAGGGACAUCAUCGACUCUCUCAUUUGCAUCUCACUGAGUUUUGCAUAUAACUGUUUUGUGAAAAAUAAGUAAAACUUUAAAACGUCAAACCUUCUUAAUUUACAUGAGAUCUUGAUGAAAUUUUCAUUCAGACUUAAUAUCUUUGUGAAUCACCCCCCCCCCAUGUGAAUUCAGGGGCCUGUUGCUGAAAGAGUUGCAAUCAAACACAACUCAAAAAAUCAAACACAAAUAUUAAAGGUCAAGUCCACCCCAGAAAAUUGUUGAUUUGAAACGAUAGAGAAAAAUCAAACAAACGUAACACUGCAAAUUUCAUCGAAAUCGGAUGUAAAAUAAGAAAGUUAUGACUUUUAAGUUUCUCUUAUUUUUCACAAAAUAGUUGAAUGCACAACUCAGCGAUAUGCAAAUGAGAGAGUCGAUGAUGUCUAUCACUCACUAUUUCUUUUGUUUUCUAUUGUUUGAAGAAUACAAUAUUUCAAUUUUUACAGAUUUGACAAUAAGGACCAACUUAACUUAACCAUAAACUGUUAAAAUAAUGGUAAUUCCACAUGUUCAGGGAGAAAUUAAACUUUUUUCACUUGACAAGGAGGAGAAAAUUAAAAUAUUUCAUAUUUCAUGUAAUAAAAUACAAAAGAAAUAGUGAGUGAGUGACGUCAUCAAUCUGCCAAUUUGCAUACCAACCAGGAUGUGCAUAUAACUGUUUUGUGAAAUUACGCGAAACUUUAAAAUGUCAUAACUUUCUUAUUUUACAUCCGAUUUUGAUGAAAUUUUCAGUGUUUUGCUUGUUGGAUUUUUCUCCCUUUUUUCAAAUCAACUUUUUGUUGGGGUGGACUUGUCCUUUAAUUUUGAGCGAACCAGACUCGCAUAUUUUGGACUUGCGCUUGGUUUUUAGAGUUAUGUCUAAAUGCAACCCUUUUCUGAAACUGGACCCUAGGUCCCGUAACACAAAGAUUAGUAAUCAAUUGCACGCUUCAUUUUCACGAUUGAUUGUACAUUUUAGCCAAUGGAAUCAAUGGUAGAAAAUUGUUGUACCAUUAUUGCUGAGUUUUGUGUUACGGGCCCCUGGUCAUGUUAAUUGUGUUAUGUGUUUGAGGUUGGAAAUGAGAAUUGUAAAUAAAACUAAAUAUGAAUAUUCAA
Messenger RNA from Lytechinus pictus (painted urchin), 2379 nucleotides. RefSeq names its product protein FAM204A-like. Lineage: Eukaryota; Metazoa; Echinodermata; Echinoidea; Temnopleuroida; Toxopneustidae. The record is from RefSeq and is a predicted model, not a curated record. Bases 78 to 908 code for a protein of 276 amino acids. The transcript has 5 exons.